Puccinia triticina is the source of this 1551-nucleotide messenger RNA. RefSeq lists its product as uncharacterized. The record is from RefSeq and is a predicted model, not a curated record. The coding region runs from base 1 to 1551 and encodes 516 amino acids. The transcript has 17 exons. Gene Ontology annotation, biological process: transmembrane transport. NCBI's taxonomy places the organism in Eukaryota, Fungi, Basidiomycota, Pucciniomycetes, Pucciniales, Pucciniaceae. Gene Ontology annotation, molecular function: transmembrane transporter activity.
AUGCCGAUUUUCCAACUUUGGAAGAGGCGGAGCCAUCGUGAUCCAGCGCGCCAGCCGCUGUUAAGUCCCAGGGAGAGAGUGAAUCCAGAGGGAGACCAAUCGGCGACUCAUGAAGCAGCUUUUGUGACGACGCCCUUGCCUCGCCGACAAUUGGUGGUGCUAUGUCUGAUGCGAGUUACUGAGCCCAUCUCUCAAAGCUUGAUCCAGCCCUUCAUCAACCAAAUGCUCGAGGAUUUGGAAGUCACUCCUGAUAGAACUAAGAUCGGGUUUUAUGCCGGCUUGAUUACCAGUUUAUUUGCCUUUUCUCAGCUAUGUACCACCUUCUGGUGGGGAAUGUUAUCGGACCGCAUUGGCAGAAAGCCCAUAUUACUUUCCGGGUUGAUUGGUCUAUCAAUCAGCAUUACCAGCUUUGGCGUUCAAACCAGUUUUACUGGCUUAGUUGUAGCAAGAUGUUUUGCUGGGAUAAUGAACGGAAACGUGGGUAUUGUAAAAAGCGUCUUGGCAGAAAUAACAGAUGAGACCAACAAAGCUCGGGCAUUCUCGCUGUUACCGAUGUCCAACGCCAUUGGUAUGAUCUUGGGACCCAUGAUUGGUGGAUACUUAGCCCAGCCAACAAAACAAUAUCCUGAGGUUUUCGGAAAUAUUGAAUUCCUUAACCACUAUCCUUACUUUCUACCAUGUUUCAUCGCUGGUAUAACCAAUCUCCUAGCCGUGGUCCUUGGUUUUUUUUACUUGGAAGAAACACUCCCAUCCAAGAAAGCGCACCAGAAAAGUGCACUCAGCGACAACAACGAUGCUGACGAAGUCUUCGAAGCGCUAGGGGAAGAUGAAAAUGUGACCCAAACCAAACCUAAAUUUUCAGCGUUGUUCACACCGACCGUUGUUAGUGUCUUGCUCGGCUCGAUGUUGGUAUUCUUCCAAACUUCCUCGUGGAAUACCUUAAUUCCGAUAUUUGCUUACACUCGGUAUGAGGAUGGGGGACUUGGUCUCAAUUUUAAUCAGAUCGGCACAGCCCUUACCACUAAUGGAUUCGCAUCGGUAAUUGUUCAAACGGCUGCAUUUCCUUAUUUCCAAAAAAAGUGGGGAACAGUGAGAGUCUUUCGCAAAGUUUUGGCGGUGUGGCCAGUGGCUUUUGCGCUCUUGCCAGUGAUUCGUUGGCUGGAACGACAGCAGAGGGAACAUUAUGGGGAGGAUGUCGGUUCCAGGGCUGCUGUGGUAGGUUUGAUAUGUGUCUUAGCUCUCAAGAGUGUUGGUGGAAUGUCAAUGGUGUGCAUUGCUUUGUUGAUCAACUCUGCCGCGCCAUCUCCUUCUACUCUCGGUGCCUUAUAUGGUUUGGCGCAAACCUGCUCGGCAUUUUCAAGGACCUUCGCACCGGUGAUCAAUGGAGCCAUAUUUUCUAUCAGUAUCAAUCGGAAAUACUUGGGGGGGAACUUAGUUUGGGUUUGGGGGGUAUUGUUGUCUUGUUUGACUUAUUCCUUUUCCCAAACCAUCAAGAUUGAAUCCUCUGUAUCUGUGACAAGAAGCUCAACAAGCUCCGUAGGAAAUCGUUGA